UUUUAAAAUAAGAUUAUUUUUCCUUUAGUAAUGGCAACAUUACUUUAACUUUCAGUAGUUGUUGUUUACUUGCUAACUACAUAUAACUAUCCUAUUGUUUUGUAUAUCUGCUUGUAAAUAUUUUGUGAUAAUUUGUUACUUUAUUUACAGUUUUAAAAGUUUACAUUUAGUUAAAACCCCCAUUUGCCAAACAUAUUUUUAGGGUGUUUUUGUUUAUGUCAAUGCGAAGAAUUGGAUUUCUAGCAACUGCUACAUUUAACAUAAAUGUAUUCUAUUUUCAUAUCCUAGAGGAGUUCACAGGUUUCUAUAUGUCUUUUGGAUAAAUUGUCUAUUAUUUAAGUGCCACAUUAUUAUUUCUAGGCUAAUACAUGUCUCGAUCCUUAUUUAUUUUCUUAGUCUUUGUACAAGAUACAUAAUACAUUUGUUCCUACAAAUUAUGAACAAAAGUGCUCUUUUGAUGGCCUAUAAAAUAGUGUAGUUUCUGUAUAAUCUCUCCUAUAAAUAAGAUCUGAAAUUGUACCAAGCUUUAUUUAUUACUAAAUGCCAAAAAUUAUUGAAUGAUUAGUCAGAAGACUUUAAUCUUAAUUAAAUGAUUAAAUAUAAACUCACUGUAUGUUUUUGAUUGUGAUUACAUUGAAUUUUACUUUUAGGAAACACAACUAGAGUACCACAAUAUUAUUGAAAAAGUUCCAUUUAAUAGAAAUAAUGUAAUAUUUAUCAGCAGUUCAAUUUAAAUUGGAGUUGAUGUACACAAUUUAGCAAUAUACUUUUGUUUGGGUGUAAUUCUUGUAAUAGGUUUAUAUUUUUAGUCUUUCUAACAAAUGCCAAAGAAUUUUAGAAAAUGAACAAGUAACGAAUUUUCUUGAAAAUACCAAUAAGCAAAAUACCUUUAAAAAGCAAAUCUUUAAUAAAAGAAAUUAUGAAAAGACCCCAGAAUGAUCCUAAAUGAUGAACUGUUGUAAAGUUUUUAAGAGGUCAUUACCACCAAGCCCAUUAAAUGAGUCUGGGUACAGUUUUAAGUCAGUUAGCAAUCCCGUCCACAUAUCGAGCUCCCACUUUUUCUUAGAAUGAAUAAUUACAGACACUUUAUUUCGUUCUUUUCACUCCCGCCGUCUUGGCCUAGUGCCAAUGUAUGUUAUAAAUACAACGAAUAAAAUACAUUGGCCACUCGGGUCCGAGCUAUCGAAGGCUCAACACGUCACAGAGCCUUCUGGUGUACAAUGGAAUCUCGUCGCUCCUUUCGCAGUUCUGUACGCAGUAGGGAAUCUUCGUCGACCAGCGACGCCGAUCCCCGUGAAAAAAUAAUAGACUGUUGUCGUAAAAUCAUAGCCUUCAUGUGCACCCAAGUUGGAGUUGGCGGCUUAGUGGUCGGUUAUACGAUGAUAGGAGCCGCAGGGUUCAUGCACAUCGAAAAAGACAGGGAUGACACGGAAUAUCUUCAAGUGAUUCAGUGGAGAAAUGCGUGCGUCGAAGAAUUGUGGGACAUAGUAGCUACACAGAACAUAUUUAACGAGACCGACUUCAGGAAAACUGUAAAUAAGACUUUGAAACGUUAUCAAGAGAAUAUAGUGCAUUCCAUAAAAAAAGGAUAUGAUGGUCGUACUCCGGGCGAGAUUUGGUCCUAUUCUGCUGCUCUAAUGUUUUCCCUAAGCAUAAUCACGAUGGUAGGAUAUGGGAAUAUGGUGCCCAGAACUCCUUGGGGAAAAGGCGUCACCGUAAUCUAUGCCGUAUUCGGAAUACCUUUGUACGUACUCUAUUUUAUGAACAUGGGGGAAGUCCUCGCGGGAGUCUUUCGUUGGGGUUACACAUGGCUGUACGAAUGUAGUACUGAAAGGGGUGUAAACGAACCCCCGAAAAGAAUAAUAGUUCCGUCCACUGCUUGUCUGUGGGUAAUUGGAGCGUAUGUACUCACAGGGGCCAUUAUGUUCGCUGAAUGGGAAAAAUGGAACUAUUUGGACAGUACAUAUUUUUGCGUCACAAGUUUGUGCAAGAUUGGAUUCGGUGACCUAGUUCCCGGAGCAAAUAUAUCGGACUCUAGGAGCGGCAGUCAAACUAAACUUGUUAUCAAUUUUAUUUAUAUGCUAGUCGGGUUAGGUUUGGUUGCGAUGUGUUACAACCUUAUGCGCGAAGAGGUACAAGUUAAGGUUCAAGAACUUAAAGAAGACAUCUAUCAGUGCCUAGAAGACACAAGGUUGCGUUUAAUGACGUGCUGUAGCAAAAGUCGAUGUCGUAAACGUAAUAGAAACAUAUAGAUUUUAGUCGAGGGCGGUGGCGAUAACCAAAUGACGAAAUUAGAUUAGUUAUGGACAUAGUAAAGAACGUAAUACGGUCUUUUUCUUGUAGAUGUGACGUGUAUGAAUAUGUCGGGUGGAGUAUCACCCGAAAUUCGCGCUUUUCGACUACGCAAUGUUGAUGGAUAUGGUGGGAGG
Messenger RNA from Agrilus planipennis (emerald ash borer), 2429 nucleotides. RefSeq names its product potassium channel subfamily K member 2. Bases 1221 to 2252 code for a protein of 343 amino acids. The record is from RefSeq and is a predicted model, not a curated record. Lineage: Eukaryota; Metazoa; Arthropoda; Insecta; Coleoptera; Buprestidae. The transcript is spliced from 2 exons. Gene Ontology annotation, molecular function: potassium ion leak channel activity. Gene Ontology annotation, cellular component: membrane. Gene Ontology annotation, biological process: stabilization of membrane potential; potassium ion transmembrane transport.